AUGGCCAAAGUGAAGCUCCAAAUUACAACCGGUGGACGUUACUAUAUACGGUUCUUUAUGGAAGGUCACACCCAUUUGAUGGUUCCUGGUCCCACUCGUCAUUUGAUGCCUAGCAAUAGGGAAGUUGGGAAAAUUCCUCAGAUGCUCAUUGUGUCUGGUAUAAAGGCGAAUAUUGGUCUGAUGCGUACUUUUCGAAUGUACAGAGAAAUAGUCGGCAGUUAUGAAGAGGUGGGAUGUACUAGCAAUGACUUCAAGAAUUACGUUCGAGACUUGAAAGUAAACUUAAAGGACUCGGAUGCACACAUGUUGUUGGAAGCAUUUUUCAACAAACAGGAGUUGGGAUUAGGUUUCAGAUAUUUUCAUGAUAUUGAUGAACAACAAAAAAUGCGACGUUUGAUUUGGAUCGAUGAACUCGCAGUUAAGAACUAUAAGUUAUUUGGUGAAGCUCUUUCAUUUGAUGCUACUUACUGCACAAAUAGGUACAAACUUAUAUUCACUGCAUUCACUGGGAUAGACAACUACGGUAAAUGCAUCUCAUUUGGCGCGGUUCUGAUAUCCCGUGAAGAUAUGGACUCCUACUCAUGGUUUUGCAUGUGGCACACAAACAUUAAGGUUACGGAGAAACUGCCUUUGAGACUGAGGGACGAUUCUAAUUUCAGAUCCAAGUAUGACAAAAUAGUUUGGUCUGAUCAUGAUGACCCUGAGGUAUUCGAAGAAAACUGGAAAGAUAUGAUAGAGGAAUACGAUCUUGCUUCUAAUAGAUGGCUUUCUGACAUGUAUGAGGAUCGCAUGUACUGGAUUCCGGCAUAUUUCAUAGACACCUUGUGUUGCUAUAUACUAACUAUUGCUAGUGUCGUCGAUGCUCAACGUCACAAUUAUCAUAAGUUGACUUUGGCGGAUAAGACUCGUUCCCCUAGGAUUCAUACCAAGCUCAAGCUUGAGGAACAUGCUGCAGCUGUCUACACGAAUUCAGUGUUCAAAGAGGUUCAAGAGGAGAUUCAAGCCUCAUUGAUUGGAUGCGAGUUUCGCAAGAUAUAUAUGGAUGGCGAUGACAAAAUAUACGAGGUUGAGGAUAACCUAGACGGGGAAUUCAUUGUUCGUCACAUACAUGAUGAAGACUACCUGGUGUGCAAUUGUAAAUUGUUCAUCCGUAAAGGUACGAUUUGCAAGCAUAUCUUUCUUGUUUUGAAAAAUAUGAAGUUUGAUAAGAUUCCUCAAAAGUAUAUUGUCAAGCGUUGGUGCAAGUAUAGCGUAAUUUACCCGGGUGAAGAUCAGUUUGUACAGCCAAACAUGAGCUCUGAAUUUCCACCAUCUGGUGAUUUUCGAUUUCUGAAGGUUGUUGGCGAAAUUAUUGGAUUUUUACAGGAGAGGAGAUUUAGUCAGUUUUAUGGUUCAGCGCCGAUUGAAAGUCCAACAGUUUUACCACCUGAUGUGGCAAAGACAAAGGGCAGCGGGGCUGGUGGUCGAAGGAAGUCUGAUAAAGAAAAGGCAUUUCUUCUUGCAGAUAGACCUUUAAGACUUUGCAGGAAAUGUAACACCAAAGGGCAUCACGAUUCAAGGAAUUGUCCAACUAAGGAUGCAUGUUCUUAG
Messenger RNA from Salvia miltiorrhiza (redroot sage), 1590 nucleotides. Its product is annotated as protein FAR1-RELATED SEQUENCE 5-like. Gene Ontology annotation, biological process: regulation of DNA-templated transcription. The transcript is spliced from 5 exons. Bases 1 to 1590 code for a protein of 529 amino acids. Gene Ontology annotation, molecular function: zinc ion binding. NCBI's taxonomy places the organism in Eukaryota, Viridiplantae, Streptophyta, Magnoliopsida, Lamiales, Lamiaceae. The record is from RefSeq and is a predicted model, not a curated record.